AUGGAACAGAAACAACAACCUCGAGUUUCACGUAGCAAAGCGACUCAUGAAUCCUGCAGAGGAGAUGGACCCACCACAAAAACCACCUGCAGGAGGAGGAGCAGCAGCAGCAGCAACAACAACAGGUUCGCCACCGCGGACGACGGUGGUGGGGAUCAGAUAGAGUGUUCAGGCAAGUAUUGCAGGUCAUGCACUGCAGGGUUGAUUGCUGAUUGUGUUGCCCUCUGUUGUUGCCCUUGUGCGGUUGUGCAUUGCUUCGCCUUGGCUUUUGUUAAGGCACCGUGGGUGGUUGUAAGGAGGUGUUUUGGUUUGGGGAAUAAGAACAAGAAAAAGGGUCAAGAUUCCAAUAAAAAAUGCAAGAUGGGGCAUGAAGAUAUUGAUGAUGAUGGUGAUGAUGUUGUUGUGGUGGAGAGGAAUAGGGAAAUUGAUAGUGUCACUGUCAAUGCUGGAUUUGAAGCAGAGAAAGUUUGGGUUGAGUUAUAUCAGAUUAGUCAUUUGGAUUUUGGGAGGGUUUCUGUUUCAGUUGAUUAA
This is a messenger RNA of Gastrolobium bilobum, 531 nucleotides long. RefSeq lists its product as uncharacterized. The record is from RefSeq and is a predicted model, not a curated record. NCBI's taxonomy places the organism in Eukaryota, Viridiplantae, Streptophyta, Magnoliopsida, Fabales, Fabaceae. The coding region runs from base 1 to 531 and encodes 176 amino acids. The transcript has a single exon.